GGAUUACUCGCCUUGCCGAGCUAAUACCAUGAGCCGGGUCUACAACGACAGGAUGUUCAUCGGAGACAGGCGAUACUGUGAAGCGGGCUUCAGCUCCGUGAUCACCCAGGCUGGCGAGCUGGUGCUGGGGGCCCCUGGCGGCUACUUCUUCCUAGGUCUCCUGGCCCGGGCACCGAUUGCCAGCAUCCUCUCCAGCUACCAGCCAGCCACCCUGCUGUGGCACGUGCCCAGCCAGAGCUUCACCUUCGACUCCAGCGACCCCAAGUUCUAUGACAGCUACCGGGGGUACUCGGUGGCCAUUGGCGAGUUCAAUGGGGACCUGAGAACUCCAGAGUAUGUCGUCGGUGCCCCUACUUGGAGCUGGACCCUGGGAGCGGUGGAGAUCCUGGACUCUCACCACCUGACGCUGCACCGGCUGCACGGGGAGCAGAUGGCUUCGUACUUCGGGCACUCUGUGGCUGUCACCGAUGUCAAUGGGGACAGCAGGCACGACCUGCUGGUGGGCGCCCCUCUGUUCAUGGACAGCCGGGCCGAUCUCAAACUGGCCGAGGUGGGGCGCGUGUACCUGUUCCUGCAGCCCCCGGCCCCCCAUGCACUGGGCACCCCCAGCCUCCUGCUGACCGGCACUCAGCUCUAUGGGCGGUUUGGCUCGGCCAUCGCACCCCUGGGUGACCUCAACCGGGAUGGCUACAAUGAUGUGGCGGUGGCCGCCCCCUACGGGGGUCCUAGUGGUCGGGGCCAGGUGCUGGUGUUCCUGGGCCAGAGCGAGGGGCUGAGUGUGCAGCCCUCCCAGGUCCUGGACAGCCCCUUCCCUGCUGGCUCUGGCUUCGGCUUCUCCCUGCGAGGGGCCACAGACAUCGAUGACGAUGGAUACCCAGACCUGGUGGUGGGAGCCUACGGGGCCGGCAAGGUGGCAGUGUACAGAGCCCAGCCGGUGGUGGUGGCCACCGUCCAGUUGCUGGUGAAGGACACACUGAACCCCGCAGAGAAGAGGUGCAUCCUGCCCCAGACCAGGACGCCAGUGAGCUGCUUCAGCAUCCAGAUGUGUGUGGGAGCUGCUGGGCACAGCAUUCCACAGAAGCUGCGGGUGAGCGCCGAGCUGCAGCUGGACCGGCAGAAACCCCGCCAGGGCCGCCGGGCACUGCUCCUGGAUUCGCAGCAGGCGGGCACAACACUGAGCCUGGACCUGGGCGGGAGCCACAGCCCCACCUGCCACACAUCCACCGCCUUCCUGCGACACGAGUCUGACUUCCGGGACAAGCUGAGCCCCAUCCUGCUCAGCCUCAACGUAUCGCUGCCACCAUCGGAGGCUGGUGCGGGUCCCGGCCUGGUGCUGGCCGGGGACACGCAUGUCCAGGAGCAGACCCGCAUCAUCCUGGACUGUGGGGAGGACGACGUGUGUGUGCCCCAGCUGAAGCUCAACGCCACUGUGACGGGCAGCCCGCUCCUCAUCGGGGCCGAGAACCUGCUGGAGCUCCACGCAUCCGUGGCCAACGAAGGCGAGGGGGCCUAUGAGGCGGAGCUGGCUGUGCAGCUGCCCCCGGGCGCCCACUACAUGCGUGCACUGAGCGACUUGCCGGGCUUUGAGAGGCUCAUCUGCAACCAGAAGAAGGAGAACGGGAGCAGGCUGGUGCUGUGCGAGCUGGGCAACCCUCUGGGGAAGGGCGCCCAGAUAGGGGUCACCGUGUGGGUGAGUGUGGGGGACCUGGAGCAGGCCGGCCAGCAUGUGUCCUUCCAGCUGCAGGUCAGGAGCAAGAACAGCCGGAACCCACACAGCCAGGUGGUGCUGCUGCAGGUGCCCGUGCGGGCGGAGGCCAGCGUGGAGCUCCUGGGGAACUCCUUUCCCGCCUCCCUGGUGGUAUCGGCAGAAGGCGACCAGAAGCAGAGUGGCCUGGACAGCGCGGCCCCCAGGGUGGAGCACACCUAUGAGCUCCACAACAGAGGCCCCGGAACCGUGCGCGGCUUGCGGCUUGGGGUGCACCUGCCGGGGCAGUCCCAGGCCACCGACCCGCUCUACAUCUUGGAUGUGCAGCCCCAGGGGGGCCUGCAGUGCUCCCCACAGCCCUCGCCCAACCCCCUCAAGCUGGAGUGGAGGCUGCCCACCGUCAGCGCGACCCCUGAGCUCCAGGAGCAUCACCAGCGGGAGCGCAGGCAGGCCGGGCCCGAGCAGCCGGUGCUGGUGAGCUGCGACUCGGCGCCCUGCACGGUGGUGCAGUGUGAGCUGCAGGAGAUGGCGCCCGGGCACCGGGCCAUGGUCACCGUGCUGGCCAUGCUGUGGCUGCCCGGCCUCAGCCAGGGGCCGCCGGAGCGGACUGAGCUGCAGUCCCUCGCCUGGUUCAAUGUCUCCUCGCUCCCGUAUGCCGUCCCGGCGCAGAGCCUUCCGAGCGGAGAGACCGUGGUGAGCGGCCGGGCGGGGCUGCGCUGGGGCUCGAGUCCGUCGGGCGGACGGACCCGGCCCACCCUGGACGGAGGCGACGUGGAGGACUGA
Molecule: messenger RNA, 2488 nt
Organism: Fukomys damarensis (Damara mole-rat)
Lineage: Eukaryota; Metazoa; Chordata; Mammalia; Rodentia; Bathyergidae
Gene: Itga2b
Product: integrin subunit alpha 2b
Exons: 26
Coding region: 29-2488 (819 amino acids)
Biological process (GO): cell-matrix adhesion; angiogenesis; cell-cell adhesion
Cellular component (GO): integrin complex; external side of plasma membrane
Molecular function (GO): integrin binding
Source: RefSeq, a predicted model, not a curated record